AAAAAAAAAAAAAAAAAAAAAAAAACGCGACGAGGAUUAUUGAGCAAUCAAUAAUUAUUAUUUCCAAGUUAUAACUGACUUAGCAAAGUCAUGUUAUUUAUUAAUCGAGAAACAGAAGCAGUUAUAUUUUAUUAGUGCUACUAGAAGUCGAGAAAUUAUUCCGACUGCAACGCAAAUUCAAUCUACGGAUUUAAUCUAGAUUCAUAUUACUGUAUUAGCAUCACCAAGGCAUGAGGAUAUAAUUCAUUUAUUCAUCAAUCUCAUUCUCAUACUUUACAAACUCUUAUAACCAAUUACAGUUUCACCUAUCAAUGCUAUGAAGUAGAUACAUGAAUAUGCUAGACAUAUAUGUAAGCAUACAAUCAUCAUUAUUUUUUUUCCACUCCCUAAUGUCUCCUACACUAUACACGCAUAAUCUCCACUUCUCCACUCCACCAACUAUCUCCACCACCUUUUGCUUUCUUCCACUACAUUUUUUCUCACCACCCUUUCCACUCCACUAAUUCCACUACACCAAACUUUCCACCUACUCCCUUCCCCACCACACGCAAGAAUGCAUCUAACAUUCCAUUAUACAGGCAACAAUCUUUUCAUCAUCUUCAUUCUUCACUAAGGAACCGAAGAGCAGCCACGAGUUCUGCCAUAAGUACACUGCUCCGGCAGUGUUUUGCAAGGCGAUUCCAGCCAUCCAAAAGGUUCCCAAAAAUUCCCAAAUUAAUUGUGUAUCAUCUUUCAUAUGUUUUCUAUACUUUGGCAAAAUUUCAGAAGGUUUGAAGCUCUUAUGAUUUAUUUAUGAAUUUGUAAACAUCACUGCCCAUCUGGAAUACAUUUUUGGUAAACAAUCUUUGGGAGGCCAUAAGUAAAGUUUCAAUCGGUGAAAACCUUUGAAACUUGAAUAUGUCACUCUAGACUCCCGUAUCUUUCUUUUGACAUCGGCCUCACCAUUUUUGAAUAAGGGAAACAACCGGUAUAAAUUCUUGAAAUCUAGUUCUUAUUCCAUGUACCAUCCAGUAGAUUUUACAAACCUACGACUUUGAGGUGGCAAAGCCCGACUUAAAUCUUUGAUUCUCAAGCCUAGCUUUCUACUGAAUAUUCAAUGACAUGUUGGGAACUUACUUGCUUAGUUUUAGAAUUUUUGGUGAAGCCUAAAGUUGGUUUUCUGAUUUAUGUUAUGAAUCUGCCAAACUUGAACGCUUUUUGUGCACUGAACUUUAGACAGUCAUAUCUUCUAAACCAUGAAUGUUCUUAGAUUAAAUCCAACUGGAGAGUGUUAUGAUCUCUCCCUAGUUUCCAGAUUGACCCUUGGGGUUCCCAGUGGAGUUUUGUAAAGGGAGAUAUGAAUUUUUAAAGAAAGCCCACUGACUUGGUUGUAAUCUGGAAAUCUGAAAUUUUCAGAUUUUUGCUUGUUAAAUACCCAUCUUUGAGAGGGCAUAUCUUGCUCGUUUGAAUUGUUUUUCAUUCGAUUCAAAUUGGAGAAUGAUCCUUGAAAUGUCUAGUUUCCAGAAUGUCUUUUGGAGCAUCAUUUGGAGAUCCGAGGCAGAUUUGGUGUCUGUUGCAAAACAACCCCUUAAGAGCUCAAGUUGUUGAAUUAUUUUCUAUGUAUCAAAGUUUAUUUUAAAGGAUGUUUCAUGAAAGAUUUCGUUUAUGUGCGUAACAAGUUUGGGACUAUUUAUUUUAAAUGAGGUCCGUUCUUUAUUUAAAUUAUGAUGGACUUUUAAUGAAUAUUUUUGGGAUUAAACUCUUAUUUCUUGAUUUAUAUAAAUUAUUUUUUUUAAGGACUUAUAAAUAUGAAUUUCGUAGGCCUACUGACCUACUGUGAUCGACGGUUUGUCGAUGUCUAAUAGCUUUGAAAAUUUUAUAGCAAGUCCUGACAUGAGUCUUGAGUACCCUGGUAAAAUUUCAAGCCAUUCCAACUUCGUUUGAUACUUCUUUAAAAUGCAAAACCUAAACUGCACAUAACUACCGAGAAUUUCAGAGAACAGAUGAAAGAGUCAUUUAUUUCAGUAGCUUCCUGUGUGAUCUAGCUUUCCAAAUUUUUAUGGUAUUAACCUUAUUGUGUUAGCUAGAUAUCCACCAAAGUUGAGCCCAGUUUGACAACGUUUACUAUUUGUCAAAAAUCCAAGUUUUCGAUUGUUCAAAACUGCCGAACAUGGUAGAUCGUGGUAAAAACGUCAUAUCUCUCAAACCACUUGGAGUUUUCGACUCUACUUUUUUUUUAUAUGAAACUAGAUUCGAAGAUCUUUCUUUCGGUAUGAGUCUCGAGUCCAGGAGAUGUCGGAGUCAGAACAGAUUAAAUUUUGAAGUUGAGUCAGUGUAAAAACAGAGCAUGUUUUGAUGAUGUUUGAUUGUGAUUCUUAUGUGCCUUAUGUGUUUGUGUUGCCUAUGUGUUUGAAUGAGAUUAGACGAGGUAUGAUUGAUUUUUGACUGUCUUUAAUGUAACGAAUUAUGGAUGCUAGAACCCUAAAACACUAAAAGAUACCCUAGGCACGUAGAAUUAGACUUUGUCUUAUGACAAUUACUUCACGAACUUAUCGACUCUUCAUCAAUGAAGGUCCGGGCGACAGAAAGUGAAGCCGAAGAAGAAACGACUCCACGCCAGCUUUAAGAACAAUUGAGAAUGCCGCCUAAGAGAGGACGCCCUGCGAAAAACAAUAACAAUCGCAGAAACCGUAACGCUGUACCCGAAGAACCACAAGAUGCUCGAGGACAUAACCCAUCCCCUCCGCCUCCGACUAGGAGAGUCGAAGAACUCUUUUUAAGGCAAAAUCCACCUACGUUUGACGGAACGAGUGAACCGGCUGAAGCUGAGAUUUGGGUGCGUGCAAUGGAACGCAUUUUCAACUUUCUACGUUGUACUGAUGAGGAGCGCCUAUCUUGCGUCUCUUUCCAACUAACAGGAUCAGCUGACUUCUGGUGGGAAGCACGUCGAAAAAUUCUGACACCUGAACAAUGGGCAAGUUAUACUUGGGAAGAUUUUAAGACGGGAUUAUAUGAUAAAUAUAUUCCGAAAAGCUAUAGGAAGAAGAAAGAAGCUGAGUUCUACGAGUUGAAGCAAGGAAAUAAAUCUGUGGUUGAAUACGACAAGGAAUUCUGCAACCUGUCUAGGUUUGCUCCGCAACAAGUGGACACAGAUGAGAAGAUGGCAGAGAAAUUUUGUGCCGGUCUACGGUACGAAAUUAAGAUGGCUCUAGCAAGCCACGGAGGACUCUCAUACACGGAGUCUUUGAACAGGGCACUUGACGUUGAAGCUGCAAUGCCGUCGGACAAGUCAGCCCCAUUGUUGAUCUCAACGCCAAAUGAUCCACCAGUAGCCUCACAUACUCUCAAAGGGAAGCGCAAGUGGGACAACAACGAAGACAAUAUCAAUCAGACUAGUAAGAAAGUGUGGCAAGAAUAUGAACGGGCCGAACAGUUUAUUCAACCAAGGCACGAGGCACAGACUAACCUCGAGCGAACUGGGGGUAACCAAGGUCAGAAAGGAGUUUUACCUUGCCCAAAUUGUGGUAAGAUGCAUAGGGGUAUUUGUCGGGCUGGAACUAACGGUUGUUACAAUUGUGGCCAAAAAGGUCACUACUCCACGCAAUGCCCCAAUAGACAACGAGGUUCAGCAGUUGGGAACACCCGCACCCCCUUGCCAGCAAUACGUGGACACUUGCGAAAUCAGCCUCAAUCACAUCAGUGAAAAUCUUAUGGAGACACCGCAGACAAGAAAAGCUACGUGGGAGCUUGAAAACAAGAUGAAGGAAAAAUACCCCGAAUUGUUUUAGCAGAGAUAUGCAAAUUUCGGGACGAAAUUUUUGUUAAGAGGGGUAGUAUGUAGUAGCCCGCUCUUUUAUUUAUGAUAAAAACUAGUAAAUGCAAUUUUUUUAUAAAUGAAUCCAGUUUAUGGUUCUGAUUUUUUUUAUCAGAGGCAGAGUUAUCAUUUUAGCGUUAUAUUUUUAUAACGUAUGAAAAAAAAAAAAAAAAAAAAAAAAACGCGACGAGGAUUAUUGAGCAAUCAAUAAUUAUUAUUUCCAAGUUAUAACUGACUUAGCAAAGUCAUGUUAUUUAUUAAUCGAGAAACAGAAGCAGUUAUAUUUUAUUAGUGCUACUAGAAGUCGAGAAAUUAUUCCGACUGCAACGCAAAUUCAAUCUACGGAUUUAAUCUAGAUUCAUAUUACUGUAUUAGCAUCACCAAGGCAUGAGGAUAUAAUUCAUUUAUUCAUCAAUCUCAUUCUCAUACUUUACAAACUCUUAUAACCAAUUACAGUUUCACCUAUCAAUGCUAUGAAGUAGAUACAUGAAUAUGCUAGACAUAUAUGUAAGCAUACAAUCAUCAUUAUUUUUUUUCCACUCCCUAAUGUCUCCUACACUAUACACGCAUAAUCUCCACUUCUCCACUCCACCAACUAUCUCCACCACCUUUUGCUUUCUUCCACUACAUUUUUUCUCACCACCCUUUCCACUCCACUAAUUCCACUACACCAAACUUUCCACCUACUCCCUUCCCCACCACACGCAAGAAUGCAUCUAACAUUCCAUUAUACAGGCAACAAUCUUUUCAUCAUCUUCAUUCUUCACUAAGGAACCGAAGAGCAGCCACGAGUUCUGCCAUAAGUACACUGCUCCGGCAGUGUUUUGCAAGGCGAUUCCAGCCAUCCAAAAGGUCCGGGCGACAGAAAGUGAAGCCGAAGAAGAAACGACUCCACGCCAGCUUUAAGAACAAUUGAGGUUGAGCUGUGAUGGGCGAUGAAGUGUUGUUGCUGAGUGGAGUUUUUGUCGAACUUAAAGUAGGCUCAGAAAGGGUACAUGUCUUCAUACAUGUAUCUCAGUUAUGCAUUCCGCUAUAAACACUGAUUAUUUCAGUUACGCCUUCCGUUGCAAACUCUGAUAAUAUUUUAGCCAAGCCCCUAACGAUGCCUUUUUCCUUUUAAGGAAUAUAACGCGUAUACAAGUUCUUUGAGUA
Molecule: messenger RNA, 4945 nt
Organism: Salvia miltiorrhiza (redroot sage)
Lineage: Eukaryota; Viridiplantae; Streptophyta; Magnoliopsida; Lamiales; Lamiaceae
Exons: 4
Coding region: 2618-3682 (354 amino acids)
Molecular function (GO): zinc ion binding; nucleic acid binding
Source: RefSeq, a predicted model, not a curated record